GAACGGCUGAAGGCAUGAUGGGUCAAAAUAUGUCCAUGAAACAUGAAAGAUCCAACCAUUUGAAAAAUACUCCUUCGAAACUGAGACAAGGAAGACUUCUAUACUUCUUCAUCUGGAUGGUAAUUGACACAUUGUUGAUGCUUUUAGUGACACUGACAAUGGUUGUUAUGGUCAACAGAGUUAAAGAGCUUUGUUUUUGGAUUAAAGAGCACAGCU
Trichobilharzia szidati is the source of this 216-nucleotide messenger RNA. The record is from the annotation of a GenBank genome assembly. NCBI's taxonomy places the organism in Eukaryota, Metazoa, Platyhelminthes, Trematoda, Strigeidida, Schistosomatidae.